AUGGAUGAAAUAAUGAAUUUAUAGAGGAACAAUAAGAGAUAAAAUCUAGAGUUGAACUUGUUGUGGAAACAAUUAGUGGAGAUGCAGAUAAAAUUUGUAAAAUUAUAUUUAUUCAUAUAGUAAUAAAGGAAUUAUUUGUCAAAGAGAAUUUUAGAAGAUAGAUUAACUUAUUCAGUCUUUUUAAAUAUCUUUCCAUUUUUAUAUUUGCAUGAUGUUUUGAAAUUGAGAUUGUUGAACAGUUAUAUGAAAGAAAUGAUAACCAAUUAUUUAUUAAACUAUCGAUAAUAGCAAUCAAAUACAAUUCGAUUAUUAGAGAUUGAAAUUUAAUAAGAGAAAGAGGAGCUUCCUGUAUUAUAUUAUUAGAUUUUACAAAAGUUGAUAAAGAAAUCAUCAAUUUGUGCGAAAGAAUUAAUGAAGUUAAAUGAUAGGGGUUUAAAAUAAAUGCCAACAUAUAAUCCUUUAUUAGUGAUGCAAGUUGCAGAAUGUGAAGGAAUAGAACUAUUUGAAAUAAUACCAGAGGAGUUAUUUUAAUUGAAAAGUUAUUUAAUAUUUCUUGAUUUUAGCAAAUAUACGCUUUAGAAAAGAAUGUAAUUAUUAGAAUUUUAUGAAGAGAAGUUAUAAUAAUCAGAUUAUUUGGAACAAUAAAUGAAUUAUAAUGAUAGAUCAGAACUCUUUUUUUUAAGGUUGGCUAGGAUGUGGUUGAAUUAGACCUUCUAUUAAGAUACAUAUAAAUAAUUUAGGUUAAUAAUGCUGCUCAUAAAAAAGAAAGAGAAGUUGAGAUGGCUGACUAGAUAAUUGGAGGUGCUGGAGUAAAAAUAGGAAAUUAAAAAAUAAUAACCUGAAUGA
Paramecium octaurelia is the source of this 846-nucleotide messenger RNA. The record is from the annotation of a GenBank genome assembly. Lineage: Eukaryota; Ciliophora; Oligohymenophorea; Peniculida; Parameciidae.